CUUUCCUGGCACUGGGUGUAUUCAGCCCAGGGGCGGACUGAUCAUUUGGAAACCCGGGCACUGCCCGAGGGCCCGGGGUCAGUAGGGGGCCCCAUGAGAUGCCCCUGGUACCUUUUUCAUAGGCUUUUUUGAGUUUGGGCAAGGACACAGGGGCCUCAUGAUCCCCUAUUGCCCGGGGGCCCCAUGAGUUGUCAGUCCACCCCUGAUUCAGCCUUUGCCCAUAAGUGAUGCCUACCAAUGCCCACCAGUGAUGCCUUUCAAUGCCCAUUAGUGCCGCCUAUCAGUGCCCAU
Messenger RNA from Staurois parvus, 291 nucleotides. The record is from the annotation of a GenBank genome assembly. Lineage: Eukaryota; Metazoa; Chordata; Amphibia; Anura; Ranidae.